Doryrhamphus excisus (bluestripe pipefish) is the source of this 4635-nucleotide messenger RNA. RefSeq names its product dnaJ homolog subfamily C member 16-like. The record is from RefSeq and is a predicted model, not a curated record. Lineage: Eukaryota; Metazoa; Chordata; Actinopteri; Syngnathiformes; Syngnathidae.
UUCUGUCCCAGUUUUUCAAACGACAUCUCUCUCAGUACCGACUAUUUCACUUGCCUACGUAGCAGUUCUUCUUUAAACCCGAUUACAAUAGCUACUUCCUUGUUUACAUCAUUUAUCCUUCUGAUUGGUUGGUAGGCACGACUGUCCGUUAAAGAUAUGGUGCGUUUGAUUUGACCUUCCCACGGAUGGCGCAUAUCACCGCCCACCGGGCGAAACGAGGUUGUUGCAAACGACUAUAAACCGAUCGCAAAUUAAUAAUAGUAAAUAAACGUGUAAUAGGCUUCCAUGAAAGUACCCAACUCCAAACGAUACUUUCGCUUCAUAAUUUGUUCUUCUGCCCAACAUCAGCACAUUACGGUAGUCAGUGGUUUGCCGGAGGAUCUGUGAAAUGUUGCCAAACUCACCCUCUGAUUCUCGUCGUCUAGCAUCCACUUCGACGCCGUCGAGGAGCAUCCACACCUGCCGUGGAAAUGUGGCGUCGUACCGGUUAACUGCAUCUGUAUCAGGUGCCUGUAUUUGCAUCGCAAUGAAACAGCUCAGAUAUAUGCACUAUUUUUUGUAGCAACGCUAUAAAAAAUAUAAUUUAUGUUAAAAUACACGCGUGUAAAUGUACUAGUCGAUGAUAAAACAGUACUACAGAAUGGUGGUAUUGGCACACUGUGACAUGUUGCUACUCAGCCUGCUACUACCAAGCUAUUCCAUCUAAUAACAUGAAUUUCAUAGAUGUCGACUGAUUCUUUUAUGUAAAAAGGUAACAGUGACUGCAGACUGGAAUAUGUCUCUGCCACUGGCUAUCCUGGUGGUCUUCUCUGUGCUGGAUAUUGGAACCCCCCAUACCGGACCUGAGAUGGACCCGUACAAAACCUUAGGAGUCACCACAGGUGCAAGCCAGGCUGAGAUUAAGAAAGUAUACAAGCGCCUGGCGAAGGAAUGGCAUCCUGACAAAAACAAAAAUCCAGGUGCUGAGGACAUGUUUAUCAGGAUUACCAAAUCGUAUGAGAUCCUAUCCAGUGAGGACAAACGUGCCAAUUAUGACCACUACGGACGAACGGAUGACACCCAACCAUACAGCCGCUACGGUCACAACUUCAACUUUGAGGAGUCCUUCUUUAACUUCCCAUUCAACAACAAGAACCAGCGGGAGUUUUCUGACGGCAAGUACAUGCUGCACUUCAACCAGUAUGUCAGUGACGUGGUGCCCGACAGCUUCAGGAGGCCAUACCUGAUCAAGAUCACGUCCGACUGGUGCUUCAGCUGCAUUCACAUUGAGCCUGUGUGGAAAGAGGUGGUGCAGGAGAUGGAGAUGCUAGGUGUCGGAAUCGGUGUGGUGGAUGUCGGCUAUGAGAGGCGUUUGGCCAACCACCUCGGUGCUCAUCGCACGCCAUCGAUCCUUGGCGUCAUCAAUGGCAAAGUGACAUUUUUCCAUUAUGCUGUAGCAAAGGAACACCUGAGGCAGUUUGUGGAAGACCUUCUUCCUCAGAGACUGGUGGAGUGGGUCAGCGACAAAAACGAUCAACAGUUCUUGAACAACUGGCACCAACUGAACAAGCCACAUGUGCUACUGUUUGACCAAGUGUCUGUCGUUCCUUUACUUUACAAGCUGACGGCGUUUGCCUACAAGGAUUACUUGCAGUUUGGCUACGUGGACCAGGGCCUCUCUGAGACUGCCAAUCUGCAGAGACAGUUCAAUAUCAACACCUACGCCCCCACUAUGCUGGUUUUUAAAGAGAACACGGACAAGCCUGCUGACAUCAUCCAGGCUAAAGGAAUGAAAAAGCAAAUAAUUGAUGAGUUUAUGACAAACAACAAGUUUCUCCUGGCACCUAGACUGGUGAAUCAGAAGCUUUUUGACGAGCUCUGUCCUGUCAAGCAGUUCCACAGACGUAGAAAAUACUGUGUGCUGCUGAUUACGGGCGACGACGAGAGCUUUUCUUUAGGAAACCAAGCCUUUUUGUCUUUCGCCUCGGGCAACACAAAGGAAGUUGUGAGAUUUGCUUAUGUUUACCAACAACUGCAGCAACCGCUUUGUAACAUCCUGAUGACCAGCAAGGACGGCACACAGCCACCACUACCACCACAGGUGGUGAUCCUGGAGAGGCGCAACACUGCCGGAAAGGCCUUCUUCAAGCCGGGUAGCACUUGGAACGGCAGCGAAGAAGACAAGCAGCGCCUGGUGGAGGAGCUGGAGCGACUCCAGAAAGACCCGUCCAUUCUGAUCCAUGACGCCAUGCUGCCUGUGCUCAACAAUGAGUUUGCAUCCAUGUUUAUUAUCCAGUGGAUAUCUGCAUUUUAUGAUUACCUGUCUGACGUCAUUGAUGACAUCCUGCACAACAACUGGCGUGAGAUGAUGCCUCUCCUGUCCCUCAUCUUCUCCGCCUUGUUCAUUCUGUUUGGAACCGUGGUCAUCCAAGCAUUCAGUGACGCAAGUGACAACAAAUGCUCAAAACCAAAACCAAAAGAUGGACCUAAAACAGAAAAUGGGUCACCGGGGAACGCAUCAAGUCGGCCCCCUAAGAAGAAUUUUGUGGAGGUGACGGAGCUGACAGACAUCACCUAUAUCAGUAAUCUAGUGAGGCUGAGGCCGGGACACAUGAAUAUCGUACUGGUGCUCACGGAUGGAUCGAAGAACAUCCUGCUCAGCAAGUUUGCCAAAGAAGUGUACUCUUUCACAGGGAGCCUUACGCUGCAUUUCUCCUUCCUGAAUACAGACAAGCACAGCGAGUGGAUGGGCACACUCCUAGAAAGCGUGCAGGACAGCAUGCAAAUCGACGCAUGCGAGGACAAUGACGGCAGCAACCGCAAAAUGGACUACACCGGCUACGUGCUGGCGCUCAACGGCCACAAAAAGUACUUUUGUCUUUUUAAACCCGUCUACACCGGGGAAGAUCCAAGCAACAAGGUUUUGGGGGACAACGGCACGAGUACGUCAAUGCGUAGGUCAAGAUCGGUUUCGCGUGACGACCAACCUCCGAGCAAGUCGACCCGCUCUCGCAGCACGUCCACUUUACAGAUCCACCACAAGCUAGACCGCUUGGCGUUGUGGAUGGAGAGGCUCAUGGAGGGAACUUUGCCUCGCUGUUAUAUCCCCGCCUGGCCGGGACUUGACAAGAUCACUUCCAGUAAAUAGACAGGGACACAAUUGGAGUACAGCAUCUCCGCUCCUUUUCAGUGUGAAAUGAGGCCAGGUUUCCUUUCAAAUGUUGGCAGAAGAUCUAUUAACAAGCACAUAAAUUAAAAAAAACAGUGUAAGAUACACUAAAACAUAAGAAGACAUCCAGUGAAGUUAAGAAGUUUUCAACUUGGGAAAUAAAUAACCAUUUAAGGGACUCACACUUCUUUUAAAGGGGACCUAUUAUGCCUUUUCCACUUCCUAUAAACGUAGUUAGAAUGUAGUAUUCUCGUGUUAAAGUAUGCCAAAGGUUCAGAUAAUGAGUUUUGCACAUUUGGAAGUGAGCACUAAAAGAAGUUUGGGAUGGCUCAAAACGCUCGGUUUCAAAAGGUGUGGUCAAACCGACCCUUUGUGAUGUCACAGAGGGGCAGACUUCCUUAUAUGGAUGUGUCUAUAAGCCAGAUAAAACCACAGCAGACUGGGUGUGCCUGGAGGCGGGCCGUGGGUAGAAUACAUUAAAAAAGACAUUUGGAAGUGAGCCCUGAAAGAAGUUUGGGAUGGCUCAAAACGCUCUGUUUCAAAAGGCGUGGUCAAACUGACCCUUUGUGAUGUCACAAAGAAUACGUGAAUACAUUAAAUACAUUAAAAAAAAGACCGUCCAAAGAAAUACAGCUGGAAUAGAUGCAGAUUCUGGAAGAAUUAUAAAGCUUUAUGUGUUGGUUAUUGUGUGUAGCUGCUCUAUAAGAGUCCACAACUUAAUACAAAGGGCAGAAAAAUGAGCAUAAUAGGUCCCCCUUUAAACAACAUGUGAUCAUUGGUAGCUAGACCGCUUGGGGUUGUGGAUGGAGAGGCUCAUGGAGGGAACUUUGCCUCGCUGUUAUAUCCCCGCCUGGCCGAGACUUGACAAGAUCACUCCCAGUAAAUAGACAGGGACACAAUCGGAGUACAGCAUCUCCCAAAAGUGAGUACAUUGUGUAUUCACUAAAAAUUGACAUGACCUUAGAGCACCUUUUUAAAUUUGUAGGCAUGUUUGUGUUCCGUCCUGUAUUUGAUGCUGCCUUGCGGACGGGGAUCAAUCGUGUUGUUCAUAUUGGCGUGAUGCUGUGAAUGUUAAACAUUAUUAUUACCACAAAUCCUGCAAUAUGAUGUACAGUCUGUUGUGUUGUGACUAUACUUAAUCCACCUCAGCAUUUUUUGGAUUGUCCAAAUUGUUAAGUCAACGUAGCAACCAAAAUCCACAAGUAGCCUGAUGUAGCCAAAUGGUUAGCUUUUUCAGUUAUAGUUUUUAUAUUUAACUCCACUUUUCCUGUAGAUCACAAAUACCGUAGCCAAAUAUUUGUUUACACAGGUCUAGUGUAUGCCCUUUAUUAAUAGUAUCUGUCAGGAAGUGGGUGUGGUUUAACUGGAAAUGGGCGGAGCUUAAAAGUCAAAGUUGCUAUGUGUAUUGUUUAUUAUUCAGCUAUGUGUGUAAGUGAAUUAUUGUGAAGUAGGUGAUUCAUGCAAACAUGGCAAUAAACAUACCAAUA